Messenger RNA from Fraxinus pennsylvanica, 360 nucleotides. Lineage: Eukaryota; Viridiplantae; Streptophyta; Magnoliopsida; Lamiales; Oleaceae. The record is from the annotation of a GenBank genome assembly.
AUGAAAUUCUACAAAACGAACACCCUGCUGACUUUGCUGUUGCUUGUGUUUGUGAUGGCUGGUCAAGUGCAGGAAAGCAAUGGACAGAUGAGUUGUGGCAGCAGUUACUUCUCGACACUCGUUCAGCUGAUACCUUGCAGGGCCUCGGUGGUUCCAUUUAUACACAUGCCUCCAACUGAGGCUUGCUGUGCUGCCAUUAAAGCUCUAGGCCAGCCUUGUCUGUGUGCACUUUUGAAUGGCCCGGCCAUUUCAGGGGUCGACCGGAACAUGGCCAUGCAGCUUCCUGAUAAGUCAAAUUACGAAGUAAACUGCAAAAAGCAGUGGAACAAGUUCAUGAAUAAGUGUGUGGAGGGCUACUAA